This is a messenger RNA of Cyanidioschyzon merolae strain 10D, 795 nucleotides long. Its product is annotated as similar to glutamine amidotransferase class I. The record is from RefSeq and is a predicted model, not a curated record. NCBI's taxonomy places the organism in Eukaryota, Rhodophyta, Bangiophyceae, Cyanidiales, Cyanidiaceae. Gene Ontology annotation, cellular component: cytosol. The coding region runs from base 1 to 795 and encodes 264 amino acids. The transcript has a single exon.
AUGAUAGAUCAAAUAGCUGUUGUUGACUGCCAAACGCUGCCGGAAGCUGUGAAACAACGAACAGGCUGCAGCGGGUUUUUCGAUGCCUUUGUCCAACUUUUUGAACAAACAGGACAGAAGAACUUGGUCUACACACGGUAUGAGGCAGCACGGGGUGAGUUCCCUGAUCUCGAUGAUUCCUCUCUGAGGGCCGUGUUCAUAAGCGGUUCUUUUUCCUCAGCGUACGAUGAAGACCUGUGGAUUCAAACGCUCAAACACAAUAUCCAAAGAGCACGUGGUCGAAUUCCCCUUGUGGGGAUCUGUUUUGGCCACCAGGUCAUAGCGGAGGCACUGGGUGGAAAGUGCGGGUCCGUAGCCGCCGGCCCGGAGGUUGGUUGCGUCUCGACGCAGCUGACUGCUCGUGGACGCGAGCUGUUCCGACGGCUCUCGGGGGGCACCCUGGACGCGGACACGGUUUGUCUGAUAUACUUCCACUUUGACGAAGUGCAGGUACUUCCGCCAGGUGCUGUAUUAUUGGCGUCGAGUCCAUCUUGUCCUGUGGAAGGAUACUUGCUUCCCGAAGAUCGUAUUCUGUGCCUGCAGGGGCAUCCUGAGUUUGGCGCAACGACCGAACUCAUGCCCGCGCUGCUUUCUUCAAGUCUUGAAAGGGGCAGACUCAAACUUGACGCGUAUUGGAGUGCAGCGGCUAGCCUUAAGGUUCCACAGGAUGGCCAUGCGAUUGGAGCUUGUCUUUUAGAGUUUGCUGUUUCCGAUCCAAAGUCUUGGAGCGCUCUGCGCCCCUGGUCUCCAAAGUAG